Penicillium macrosclerotiorum is the source of this 1215-nucleotide messenger RNA. Its product is annotated as thiolase family protein. Gene Ontology annotation, molecular function: acetyl-CoA C-acyltransferase activity. The transcript is spliced from 4 exons. Gene Ontology annotation, biological process: phenylacetate catabolic process; fatty acid beta-oxidation. Gene Ontology annotation, cellular component: peroxisome. Lineage: Eukaryota; Fungi; Ascomycota; Eurotiomycetes; Eurotiales; Aspergillaceae. The coding region runs from base 1 to 1215 and encodes 404 amino acids. The record is from RefSeq and is a predicted model, not a curated record.
AUGCUCCGUAGAACAGCUGGUGAGGUUCUCAGAAAAGGACCAAACGAUGUGGUUGUCCUCUCUGCCGUUCGAAGUCCCAUAGCUCGGGCCUUUAAGGGAGGUUUCAAAAAUUGUUAUCCUGAGGAGAUUUUGAUGCCAGUCAUGCAAGCGGCUGUCCAACGGGCAAACAUCGAGCCAGGCCAAGUUAACGACGCUCUGAUUGGCAAUGUUCUGGCCGAGUUGGGCUUCGCAAAGACCGGGCGCAUGGCCCUCAAUGCAACGGGCUUUCCCAACUCGACGACCUUCCAUACUGUCAACCGACAAUGUUCGAGUAGUCUUCAAGCUAUCACACAUAUUUCACACUCGAUUCUCGCAGGACAAAUCGAUGUCGGUCUCGGCGGUGGCGUGGAGAGCAUGUCUCGCAACUACGCGACCCGUGGAAUUCCCGUCGAUGUUUCCCUGACCCUGAAAGAGUCCCCAAUCAAAGAUGCACGAGACUGUAUUCUACCGAUGUUAAACACCUCGGAGAAUGUCGCAUCGCGCUACGGAAUCACUCGACGCGAGCAAGACGAGUUCGCUGCAGAAAGCCAGCGCCGGGCAAGCGAAGCACAGAAGUCCGGCCGGUUUGCCGAUGAGAUUGUCCCCAUUCGGGCAAGGCUCAUAAAUGAGGGAAUUGAUGAAGUGUCCUUUCACGUUGUAGAACGUGACGAAGGUGUCCGUCAUGGCGUGACUGUCGAGAAGUUAUCCACACUGAAACCGGUUCUGGAGCAUGGGUUGAGCACUGCUGGAAACUCGUCUCAGAUUUCUGAUGGGGCAUCGAGCACCAUUCUCGCUCGCCGAUCCUGGGCUGAAGCUCACGGCUUGAAGCCCAUUGCCCGUUUUGCCGGCACUCAAGUCGCAGGGUGUGCCCCAGAUGAGAUGGGCAUUGGACCUGUCUUUGCUAUCCGGAAUUUAUACAAGAACCUUGGGAUUGAGACGAAGGAUAUCGACAUUCUGGAGAUGAAUGAGGCCUUUGCCAGUCAGUCCAUUUUUUGCAUACGUGAACUUGGCUUUGAUAUGGCGAAGGUCAAUCCCAACGGUGGAGCUAUUGCCCUUGGGCACCCCGUUGGGGCUACUGGGGCCAGACAGGUCGCAACUCUUCUCGCCGAAAUGCAACGACAAGACAAGGAAAUGGGCAUCGUGAGCAUGUGUGCUAGUACCGGCAUGGGUGUUGCGUCACUGUUUGUGCGGGAGUGA